CUAGCAAGUGCUUCAAUCCAACGGAGCCGAUCCAACCCCUUUCUUGACCUAUGCCACUACAAAAGCGCCAUGAAAUCUAUGUAUCAGCUCUUCUUGUAGUAUUUUGGAAUGUACUCAUACUGUACAGUAUCAUAUCCCAAUCAGCCAUUCCAGCAGGCGUGUGCUGAUGAGUGGAGUCGAGUCGAGUCAGUCACCUGUUGGCAUCCGGUACCAGUACCGGUACAAGUACAAAUGUUUCUUUCACAGCUAAACUGGUUUAUGGAGUGUGCACCGAACACUAUUGUCGCAGGCACGGACGGGUUCUCUAUGACGUUGGCUUUCUGCAAAUAGAAAUCCCUCUGGUGCUGAGUUGUCCGGCUCUCUCUGGGGGAAAGUGGAGAAGACUCCACAUGAAUGUACGUGUCGGUGUUGUGACCUGCUGCCCAAGGCCUCGCUACAGAAAACAGCACACUGGCAAAACCCGCCCUCUCAGAACAGUACUCUCAGCCUUGCGCCACGACAAGUGGAGCGAAACAAAAAGCAUUCUCUUCCAUCCAGCAGGCAGCCAAAGACUCAAUAGUGGCCAGCCAAAAGAUAGAUUGAUCCUUGCCAAUACGAUAGCGCAUGAUCAUUCGUAUGUAUUGAAGAGCAGAGCCGCAGUGGACUGAUAGAUUUGUAUCGUAGUGGUAUCAGGCACACCAGCCCAAUAGCAGUCAGUUGGAAGAAACAAAGCGGAGCAUUGCAACGAAAUUCUCAUCUACCCCAAGGCUAACUUCUGUACAGAAGCGGGCAUUUGUGCAUCCAAGCAAGACAAGGCUUGCCAAGCUCCUCUUUUCUUCUUCUCCGGUAAUGCAUCUGGUACCCAAUUACAGCGAAAUCGUUGAGUACAAGAGAAGAAAAUCAGUGGGUGCAUUGGAAAGAUCGAAUCAGAAUCUUAUUCGCAGCUAUACAGAGCAGAAUCCUCUUCCGAGGAAACACCAAGUGUGUAGUGCUGUGCACACCCACAACUGUAUCUACAGCAGUGGAGGGCCAGCAUUGCGACGUCGUGGAAGGUUACGGCAUAUAGACAGGCAUCGCCCAGUCCUCACACAAGAAGGUCUCUAGCAAGGGAUCCAUCUUCCACCAAACACUACUAGCUAGCUAGCUACAAGGGUCAAGGAAUUGAGAAUCAAGAAGUCUUGCCGUUGCGGCACCUGUACAGCCAUCCUCAAGAUAUAGAGAAAGAAGACAAGCGUGUUGGAUCACUGCCAUAGAGCCGCCAACCCAAGCAAUCCCAAAAGAGCACCAAUAGAAAGAAUACACCACCCACUUCCACAAACAACACCAAGAAUACAAGCGAAGAUGUCGGUCCCAUCACCUUACAAUCCUCGGGGCGCUAUGGUCAGCACAGAUCCUCGGGAAGAUUGCCGAGAUUAUCUACGCACUGGAAGAUGUAAGUACGGUGCAUCGUGUAAAUAUAAUCACCCCUCAAACGUGCAGAGUGGAGGUGGAAUGAAAGCUCCUGUGGAUCCAAGUGAGCCCAUGUUCCCCGUUCGGCCCAAUGAACCCGUCUGUCAAUACUACAUGAAGCACGGAACUUGCAAAUUUGGUCAAGCUUGCAAAUUCCAUCACCCGCCACAUUCCUCGGUCACCGCUGCUCUCGUCGGUGGUGGAGCCGUCGUGGUCAACAUGGGACGAAAAAAUGAUGUUCCGCACAUGGUCAUGAAUCCUAUUGGAGACGCGGGGGGCAGCAACGGAACAACAAUGAUGCUUCAGUUCCUACCCCAGCGUCCAGAUGAACAGGACUGCAUCUUCUUCUUGAAGAAUGGUCGCUGCAAGUACGGAGCUACCUGUCGCUACCAUCAUCCCAUCAGCUUCAAUCAGAGAAGGGACGAUGGACGCAGACAGCGGGUACAAGUGCAGCAAGUGCCCGAGGGGUUCUUACCACAUGCUGCGAACGUACAGUUUAUCAGCCAAGCAGGUGCGUCGCUCGUGAACUACCAGCAGGGGCCCUCUUCGUCCUCCAAUCCAAGUCACAUGGUAGUCACCGAUGGUCCGGUCGCUUACAUGACCGUCGAUGGGUCUCAGGGCAAGGGUUCUUAUCAAGCUGUCCCCGUGGUUACCAACAACGAUGGAUACUGCGCUCCCGUGGGGGCUCCCAUUUCGCACAAUCAAGACCACACGUCUUCGACCUCCUCGAUUGCAUCGUCCUAUGACACGGCCAACUCCAAUCUGGACCAUUUGGUAGCUCACAACGAUGCACAGUCCAGUGGCCUUUGGAACCGUCAGAAAAACAAUGGCAGUCAUGCAAGUUUGAAUGCCUAUGACACGGGCAACAGUCGCCAGCAGUUGGGAGGACGACUUGCCAUGCCGCAAAGCACAAGUGAUGGGAACAUUGCUAGACGUCACCGCGCUGCUUCGCACGGAAGCGCCAGUGACAGCGGUGUAUUCGUGGACUCGGCUACAGCGUCGAACCUCGCAAGAACCACUUCGGCUGGCGCCAAGCCUACAGGGAACUCGGCAUCGGGAUGGCACACGGAACGCUCUCCUUCGUUUGAGAACGUGAGGCGCGGUGUUUCGAAUCAGUACAUGCCGAGAGGCGACUUGCCACCUGGAUCUCAAGAAGCGUCUAUGCGUCGACCCGGUCCUUCGCAGCCGCCAGGAGGACACGGCCGAAGGCCACCGGGUGGUGGACGUCGCCGUUCCAGUGAAGCUGUGGAUGCUGGCCUUUCCAUGAUGACAUCUGCCCUUUUGACGAUGCUUGACACACCUGAAGAAGCUGCCGAGGGCUACGAAUACUACGAAGAUAUUGACGAACAAGGGGGCCCGCCAAUGGGCGAAUCGAGAAUGCCCAUGAUGGCCAAUCAUGGUCAACAUAUGCCCGCGCCUAGACCGCACGAAGGCAGCAGAAUGCAUGACAACCGCACAUAUCGCAUGCCAGAAGCAGAUCGCCGAUACGAUGGCGACAUGUUUGGAGGCAUGAUGGUGAAUUCUCCUGGAUCCGACAGUCAAUAUCAUGAUCAUCGAAAUAUACAUCCUGGCGAUGGUUCGUCGAACUGGUUGCCGAGUUGGCAAGGAACCAAAUCUUUAGAAGGCGACGCGCAGUCUAUGUCGGUGAUUCAACCACGCCACGCCCCGAACUCACCCCACAGCACAAACGUCGGGCUCUUCCUUCCCUAGAAAAGAAUACAUAUCAAGACUCGCUCUGUCUGAAGGAGGACUGCCUACCGGUACUCCAUUGUUACGCUAACCCAUUUGAAUGUUGAGAUGCCUUAGAAAAAGAGAAACCAGCUACAAGUAUGUUGUGACGGGGGGAUCACGAGGGGGUGCAGUUACCGAUAUCCUGUUGCUAGAUCGGGCACGGAUUGUUUUUGAAUGACUAUGAAAUCCUGCCACACAAGGAAAGAGGCGCUGUAUUUUAGUAGGUCGCGAUGAGACGAUAGAUGUGUGAGCUACCAAUGUUAUGGAAGCCACGCUCUAUGCCGUUUCAAUCUGUAUAUUACACAGUUAUAGUUGGAUAUCUUUUGCUGGUCUAGCUAGUAGUCUCUGGCUUCGUCUACCGUAUUAAAAUAAACGGGCAAAACUUGAAAAGCAGG
This is a messenger RNA of Seminavis robusta, 3554 nucleotides long. The record is from the annotation of a GenBank genome assembly. Lineage: Eukaryota; Bacillariophyta; Bacillariophyceae; Naviculales; Naviculaceae.